This is a messenger RNA of Brassica napus (rape), 1281 nucleotides long. RefSeq lists its product as uncharacterized. The coding region runs from base 116 to 517 and encodes 133 amino acids. NCBI's taxonomy places the organism in Eukaryota, Viridiplantae, Streptophyta, Magnoliopsida, Brassicales, Brassicaceae. The record is from RefSeq and is a predicted model, not a curated record. The transcript has 4 exons.
CGUAAAGAUAUCUCUACGAAGAUUACUUUUCGUAAAAACGGUUAUGCUGAUUUUUACGGACUUUCAGACAUUGAUUCCGUCGUGACCGAUUUUGACCCCAACAGAAAAAAUCCCGAUGAUGCCUCUUACCACAUUCCAUCUCCUCCGAUACAAACAGUUGAUCGACAUAGCCACUGGUACCAACAACUUGCCAGAUGUGGUUGGACAAAUAAGAAUGUUUCAAGGUAACGAUCUCAAAAAUCCGAGGGCAACAACGGAGGUCAGAAUUGGUCUACUACUAAACAGGUCAAAAAUGGUCCGCUUGACAAUAAUAGACAAUGUGUCUGCCCAGUUUAGAGACUUACAUAGCAUGACAGUCAUGAAAUACAAAGUUGUAAUCAUUACAAGCAUCAAUCCCAGAGUAUUUAAAGGAAAACUGAUACUCGCCACAACUCCUGCUACUCGAUUUUACUGUGACAGCACUAUUGAUCUCAUACACAGCUUCAUCCGGAGAAUAAAAGGUAGUAAUCACUCAUGAAGUGGUCAUCUAAACUUUGAGCUGAAGUCUACUACAAUAAUUCUCUCUAUAUUCCUCAUCUCUUAAAAAAAAUAUUUCACUUUCUAUCAAUCAAAGUUUUAUUAAACUUUCAUUUCCAAAAAUUUUUUCAUGUUCUGAAUUUUUUGGGUUAUUAGAUAUUAAAAACUACAACAUUAAACCAUUACUUACAUUAACUUUUUUUUUGUAUUGCUUGCAACAUUUUUUCAUGAUUAGAAUUUCUAGAUUUGGCAAUCUCAAUAGCAGAGAUAGAAGCAAUUUCCAGCAGAUAUAUGGAGUUCCAUGAGGUCUAUGACCACCAAAAGACAAGCCUAUAAGAUUGUUGAACACUGUAGUUUCACAACAACACUAAUAGAGAGUCAGGAACACACACACAAACCAUAUUUAAUUUUUAUGCACCAUAAUAAGCAUACAGGUUGUGAUUGGAAAAAAAUAAAUAUUUGACCACCAAAUAAUUCUCUCCUCAGCCCAUGAAGCUGUUUUAAAAGCUAAAACCCAACACAAUACUUCUUCUAGAUUUUUUAAGAAAUCACGACUCACAAAAUCUUCUAAGGAUACAUGGUUACAAAUUUUGUAAGGAAUCUUUAUAUAAAAUCCCAUAUUUACGAAAAAUCUUUAUCUGAAAAGGAAGGUAAUAUAUUUCAUCAAAACCAACAUUUACAAUCUUUGACUAUAUCUUUUCAAAGGGAAAAGAAAAAUUCUUAAAAAAAUCAAACUCUCCCAAAAACUCAUAUUUCUCUUGCGUA